Messenger RNA from Homarus americanus (American lobster), 545 nucleotides. Its product is annotated as stress protein DDR48-like. Lineage: Eukaryota; Metazoa; Arthropoda; Malacostraca; Decapoda; Nephropidae. The transcript is spliced from 6 exons. Bases 113 to 520 code for a protein of 135 amino acids. The record is from RefSeq and is a predicted model, not a curated record.
CGUCACAUCCUGGCCUGACUGUAUUUAAGGGUCUUGCGUCCGAGCGAGCGUCAGUCUGUGCCAGACAAACGCUGCUAGUACAUCCUUGUGCCUGUUGGUAAUCUCUGCAAAUAUGAGGGUUUCGGUGUCACUCAUCUUGGCUGCUAUAGUGGGCCUCGGAGCCUCUGCUACUGUGCUGAGGAAGCUGCACAACGUGGUGGAGAGACACAUCGACCUUGGCUUAAAUGCUGACGAUAGCUCAGGGAGUGAUUCUAGCAGUAACUCUGUUGAAGUGGUUAAGCGACACAUCGACCUUGGCUUAAAUGCUGACGAUAGCUCAGGGAGUGAUUCUAACAGUAACUCUGGUGAAGUGGUUAAGCGACACAUCGACCUUGGCUUAAAUGCUGACGAUAGCUCAGGGAGUGAUUCUAAUAGUAACUCUGUUGAAGUGGUUAAGCGACACAUCGACCUUGGCUUAAAUGCUGACGAUAGCUCAGGGAGUGAUUCUAACAGUAACUCUGGUGAAGUGGUUAAGCGGUAAGUGCCUCAGUCUCUCAACAUUUCCA